Cephus cinctus (wheat stem sawfly) is the source of this 4029-nucleotide messenger RNA. Its product is annotated as flocculation protein FLO11. The record is from RefSeq and is a predicted model, not a curated record. Bases 258 to 3065 code for a protein of 935 amino acids. The transcript has 9 exons. NCBI's taxonomy places the organism in Eukaryota, Metazoa, Arthropoda, Insecta, Hymenoptera, Cephidae.
AUUCGCCGCCGUUCUCAUACCCUCACCACGUCCUUCGACUACCUCUUACUUUUACUUUUUUAUCCUAGCGCAACUUUUCGCCCACCCAGUACAGUUUGGUACGCACAAGACGGCAGGGCGAGUGGUAACAGCGAUGAGCGAUCAGUGACACGAGUGACAUUGUUUCUCCCAUAAUACAUCAAGGUGUUGCGUUUUCCUUCCGUAUUGUAAAGUUCGGUCGUUUUUAUCGCGCAACAAGAAAAGUGUGCAGUGCAGAUAUGUGGCUCAAGAGGGCGCUUCUAAUUUGCUGCGCUGUCGCAGCUGUACUGGGUGAGGAGGACAUCAUCACCAGAGCCAGACCUGGACAGGAGUUCGUACGGAUUCAGUCUUCCAUCGGGGAACCUGCUCCUUUCCAGGCCAGAGCCAUACCGGUUGAAGAAUUCGUCACCUCGCACAAGAUACCCGAGGGCGUCCCCAAGCCAUCGGACGAUGACGAGGACGAAGCCGAGAGGGAGAGUAUGGCCGAGGCUAUUGUGAAGGAGAUUAAGAAUUUGGAAAAAAAGGAAAGUCCUAAGAAAAAGAUCGAGAAGAAAGUAGAGAAUGUGAAGAUCGUUCAACAGAGUUUGGAUCUGCUGAGCGAAGGUUCGUCCAACGAGAAGAUCACUAGAAAGAGACAGGCCAACGUGGAACUUGAAAGUUUUGGUAAUUCUGGUGUAUUGCAAGAAGAUGGCCUUAAGAAGGUCGACGCUCCUCGUACUCCAGCCAAAGGUCAAAAGGACUCCGUUAUACCUGGCGUUCAAGUUAGCGCUGAGAAUCCAACUACCAUGGUUCCGGUUUUAACGACAGCUAGAGAACCACGUGGUUUUGAUUUCGUACCCGUCAACAUCAUCCGCGAGGAUAGUAAGGAUGCGUAUACACCUUACUCCGAACGACACUUCGGCGACCUCAGUGAUGUUAGUCUGGUACCUGCUGGUACUAAUUCUCGUAUUCAGGUCAAGAAAGGACCCAAUGGUAAGGAUUAUGAGUACGAGUAUGUGUACUAUUACUAUGACGAGGAUGACGAAGGUAAAGCAGGUAGUGCCACGAAUUCUCAUGAUGGUCCAGCCAAGACUACUUCGUCUCCCAGGAGAGGAGCGUCGAGUAACAGAAACAAAUAUAGUACGGUUGAAAGGUCAACCACUGCUGAACCUGCUAGCAAUGAAGUAAUUCCUAAUAAAAAUGGAAAUAGAGGGCGACAACUUUCCGAAGGAGAAGAUGUAUCAGAAGAAAGGUUGCCUGCCAAUACCAGAUUUCCACCGAGAUCCCGAUCUAAUCACAAUACGGGAACCACUGAACCUAGUCGCGCUCGUGGUAACCGACCAAGACCCAGUUUGGACCUCGUCGACUCCAGCAGCUUCCGUACCCAUCAGGAAGGUCCUGAAUUCCCCCAAAGUCUACCCAAAGGUCCUGUCAGAUUUCUGGGAGUAACUCCAAACGAGGACAGUGAGGAGAAACCUGUGACCAGGGGACGUGGAAGACCUCACAAAGUUCAAGAACCAGCUCCUGUAGAAGAGACUAUCGAGGAAGUGUCACAGUCUCGCAGAAGACGACCUGUAGCGGAAUCCGUACAACCGGAAAUUGAAGUUGAAUUAAAGAGAGGGCAACCUUCACGAGCACCCGCAGAGGAGGAUGAUGACAAUGAUGACAAUAAUUCUUCCGAGGUUAUUUCAAAGAAAGAUGAAUCUCAAGAGAAGACCGAACAAACUCUAGAAGAUGAGAAAAAGGAAAGUGACUCAAGUGAAGUUACUACCACAGAAAUUCCUACGACAGAAAAUCCUUCUGCUAUGGAUAAAGUCGCCCUGGAUUUAUAUGCCUUCCUUCAACAAGGUCAAAGCAAUCUCGUAGAUUCUUCUGCUGCUGAAGGAGAGUCCGGGGAAAGCACUACUGUUUCUGAUGACGAUACAACUACUGAAAUACCUACUACUACUGAAAUACCAACCACAACUACCACUGAACCUACUACAACUACAACAGUAGCUACCACGACAACCACAACUACAGAGCCGUCAACUACUACCACUCAGGUUCCUGCCGGUAGAGGAAAAUUCAGAAGACCAGGACUUGGAGGUUCCGUCGGUACUAGAAACCGAUUUAAAUCUAACAGUGUCAGUACCACUACUACAGAAGCUACAGAGCCCACACAGAGAACCCGAGGUCGUUUUGGCAGCAACAGUGGUGGAUUCAAAAGACCUAGACCUGGACAGAAACAGCCUGUAGAAGAAGAGAUUCAGAAAGAUAGUUCUAGUUCCGUUAAUGCUGAGAAGCCAUCUAUCGGUCGUGGUAGAUUCCGUGGUUCCAGCUCGAGGAAUUCAGUUACUACCACCUCUGCACCUUCCACUGUCUCAUCGUCCUCGUCAUCCUCUUCCGGAAUAUCGCGACCUUCCUUCAAUAAAUUGAAUAUCAAUCGCAGACGUGGUAGGCCCACCACAGCUGCUCCUACGACCAGUCAAGAAACUCAGGAAGCUGAAACAGGUCAGACUGAUGCUCACGACGCAAGCACCACUACCAAGCCUAGCAUUCGACCUAGACUUCCGGGUGGUGGACUUAGACCAGUCAGACCAGGCUCUAGAGUAAAUCUUAGACUGAGACCAGGACAGACCACGACAACCACGGCUGCCCCGGAGGUAUCAGAACCGUCUGCAGAAGAACCAACUGGUGAAGGUACCGAAGAAGAGACUCAUGAGGCACCAGCAGAGUCCAGCCCAGCUGCACGUCUCACAACUGCAAAUCCUCUGAACAAGCUCCGCUCCAGGAACCGCCUUCAGGUACAGGCAAAGUCAACAACACGUAGUCCCGUAUCACUAGCACCAAGAAGAUCGCCAUUACUACCACGUAGAAAGACAACAGAGGCACCUGUCAUAGAAGUUAGUGAAGAAGAAACCUCAGGUGAAGUAUCUGAAGAGAGCGAGCCCACGGAAACUUUAUUACCGGAAACGAGCACCGCAGCUAGCACGAAGCACGAAGAAACCAGAGGUCUGAGUGGUUUACUGGCGCCGCGACGCAGGAUAGCCCCUAGACGUCCUGGACAAAUUAUAUCCCGGGAAUAGAGUUUCAUAAGCAUAUACGUAUCUUUUUAUCCUUCCUCCUCUGAGUCCUUAACGAAAUACCGUAUCGCGGAUCGAGACGUAGAACCAGAAGCGGUGAACAAAUCGACAAUUUCUUCGUCGAGAUCCGUUCUCCAGGAACAAGGAAUGGAUCACUGAAUUCUUCACAUCUGUAGAUUCACAAUCAGAUGCUCAAAACCUCUUUGUGUGUAUUUUCUACGUUGUACCUCAAUCGUAUCCUAUUUCAGGCUCUUCGUCCCGAUCCAAGGUAUCAUUAUUGUACUUGCAAUGGUGGACUAUCACCGCGAUUUACAUGUAGAAUAAGCCGAUCAUUGCGGAAAUGCACUUCUUAAAUCUUGAAAGUGCCAUUUUAUGUACGUAGCCGAAACGAAUACUCGAAGGACUCAAAAAUAUGUAUGCGAUCGUCAUUUUAGUAGGGGUUGCUUGAUCCGGGACGAUCAUAUCAAUUUUCGUCGUGAGAAUUUUGGCAAAGCCUCAGUAACACGAUUGUACAUCCGUGAUGACGGUUUUUUCUAUAUUGCAUUGAGAAUUCAUGAGUGCGUUUCUUGUGUACGAAUAUGCACUUUAACGGAUAUGCGAAAGAAAUUGCUACUAUGUAAUCGACAGUUUGACUUAUCACUGAGGAAAGACUGUUGCGACUUUGAAAUAUUAAAGAGAAAACUUGGACGAAUUCUUGAAUCGUGUGAUGAUAAUAAUGACGAUGACUAUUAUAUAUUUAAUUCGACUUGACUUGUGUGUGUAUCCUUAUUUAAUUAUUAACUUUUGUAAUUUUAUUCUAAUGCUAUACUUAAACGGUAGCUGUAAUACUACGAUUCAAUUAUAACGUCUUUUUUUAGAAUAAAUUGAAAUCGGCCAUCUUGGCAUCUCACUGUUACACUAUUUUUAUAUGAUACAUAAUGUUCGGAAAAUAUUGUAAAUAUAUAUCAAUUAAACGUGGAGAAAAUUA